AUGGGAGGCGAUUUCAUAAUUGGCUGCGUGGGUAAACCCUCAGCAGGCAAGAGCACGUUUUUCAACGCAGCCACAGAGGGCUCAACAGCCAAAGUGGGCAGUUACCCCUUCACUACAAUAACUCCCAAUGAAGGCAUCGGCUACUACAUCACAGACUGCCCCUGCAAAAAGUACGGCGUGGGCUGCAGCCCCCGCUACGGCCGCUGCGUCUCGGGGCGCCGCUCUGUGCCCAUACGGCUGCUGGACGUGGCCGGCCUUAUCCCGGGGGCCAGCGAAGGCCGGGGCCUGGGCUGCAAGUUUCUUGACGAUUUGCGGGUGGCGGAUGUGCUGCUGCACAUAAUUGACGGGGAAGCCACGACGGGCUACGACCCCAGCGCAGACCACGAGUGGCUGCUGAGCGAAGUGGAGCUCUGGAUCUUCAAGAACAUUUGGGGAAAGUGGACAUCUGUGGCUCGCAGGCACGCGGCAACGAACAGCUCUCUGCUGGACACGUUCUCGGCACAGUUCAGCGGCUACGGCGCCCCCCAGACACUUGUGGCUGCGGUGCUGCAGGAGUUGCACCGCAGCAGGAGGUCGCGCAGUCAGGCACUACAGGAAGCAGCAGCUCCAGCAGCAGCAGCAGCAGCAGCAGCAGGAGUCUCUGCGGGAGCAGCGGUAGCACGAGCAACAGAUGACGCUUCACUUCUGCCGGAGGACCUCACCAAGUGGGCUUCCGAAGACGUUAUGGAGCUGGUGAAGACUUUUGUGAAGAUUCGAUUUCCUUUUGUUUUGGUCCUCAACAAAUGCGACGCUGGGGGCGAUGUGGACAAAAACGUUUUGCGACUGUCUAGCAAGUUUCGGGACAGCCCUCUCGUGUUGACAAGUGCCCUCGCAGAGUGUUUUCUGCAGAAACUCCAGCAGCAGAAAAUGAUAGCAUACGACCCGUGCAGCGGCACGGCGUACUGCAGCGAGGACUUGCGGGGCCCGGGAAGCAGCCGCCUGAAGGAGGAGCAGCAGCAGCUAAUUAAAACCCUGAAGCCAAUCGACCCUAAGGCGUUCCAUAGACUGGAGAAAGUUAGGGAUCUCAUGCUCUUCAGACAUGGAGGGACGGGGGUGGCAGAGGCCUUGCGAGUUGCUGUAGAGGUCCUAGGGCAGCGAAUGGCGGUGUAUCCGGUGAAGACGUUGCAGCUGUCCGCCGUGGACAAGAAGGGAAGGGGGCCGUUUGUGGAGUGUAUGCUGGUUAAGAAGGGAACCACCGUCGGCGAGCUCGCUCAUUUGUUGCACCCGGCAAUUGCCCGCAAUUUCCUCUUCGCCGAAUUGCCGGACGGCCGACGUGUUGGUGAGAACGAAGUGCUGACCCCUGAAAGCAGCAUAAUUCGCAUUAACACAGACAAAGGUGCGCAAUGA
Molecule: messenger RNA, 1386 nt
Organism: Eimeria necatrix
Lineage: Eukaryota; Apicomplexa; Conoidasida; Eucoccidiorida; Eimeriidae
Product: GTP-binding protein, putative
Exons: 10
Coding region: 1-1386 (461 amino acids)
Cellular component (GO): cytoplasm
Molecular function (GO): GTP binding; ATP hydrolysis activity
Source: RefSeq, a predicted model, not a curated record